AUGGAGCAGUACGAUUUCAGGAAAAGUAGGGAGGGGAACCAUGAAAAUGCAGAGAACACUGCAUAUUCAGAGAACAACUGGCAGUUGUGUCUGGAUGUGGUUUGGGAUGGAGCUUGCGAUGAAGAUGCAGGAAGGGAAGGGGAGGGGCAGAGAGGAGCAUCAGGUCAGCCUGAUGAACCUCCUGACUCUAUAGAUCAUCAAGCUUCAGUUCAGAAACUUCUAGGUGAACAUGCUUCAGGUGAGCACACUGCAGGUGAGCACACUUCCGGUGAACAACCUUCAGGUGAACAGCCUUCAGGUGAAAAGCCUUCAGGUGAACAGCCAUCCAUUGAACAGCCUUCAGGUGAACAGCCUUCCAGUGAACAGCCUUCCAGUGAACAGCCUUCCGGUGAACAGCCUUCAGGUGAACAGCCUGCAGGUGAACAGCCUUCAGGUGAACAGGUCUCAGGUGAAAAGCCAUUGGUUGAACAGCCUUCAGGCAGUCCACCUUCAAGCACAGACCCGGCAUUAAAUUGCCACACAUGCUCUUAUUUGAACGAUCAAGGGAAAUGUCUCCGUGGAGAGGGAGUCUGUGCCACUCAGAAGUCCCAGCAGUGCAUGUUAAAAAAGAUCUUUGAAGGUGGAAAACUCCAAUUCAUGGUUCAGGGGUGUGAGAAUAUGUGCCCAUCUAUGAGCCUCUUCUCCCAUGGAACCAGGAUGCAAAUUAUAUGCUGUCGGAAUCAAUCUUUCUGCAACAAGAUCUAG
Hipposideros armiger (great roundleaf bat) is the source of this 744-nucleotide messenger RNA. RefSeq names its product acrosomal vesicle protein 1 (gene ACRV1). The transcript is spliced from 6 exons. The coding region runs from base 1 to 744 and encodes 247 amino acids. Lineage: Eukaryota; Metazoa; Chordata; Mammalia; Chiroptera; Hipposideridae. The record is from RefSeq and is a predicted model, not a curated record.